Molecule: messenger RNA, 3152 nt
Organism: Struthio camelus australis
Lineage: Eukaryota; Metazoa; Chordata; Aves; Struthioniformes; Struthionidae
Source: RefSeq, a predicted model, not a curated record
AGUCGCUCUCGAAGCAGCGCCCUCCCCGUCGCUCGGACCUUCCUGCUUUUACCUGCUGGGACCCCCCCGCUGCCUGCUGGGGCAUGACAGCGUAGCUGGGCUCAUGCCGGCCCCCGGCGGUGCUGUGGGGCAACCCACGCAGCUGGCCAAUGCUCCAUCGCCUGACCCUCGUCCUGCUGCCUGCUGAGAGGAUACGGCUGAAGGAAGGCUGAGGAUGUGCUAUGGAGCCGAGAUUAAACUGCUCUGACCUAUGCGAUGGCAACUCCAGCUUUGGCAGCCAGGAGCAGCAGCAAAGGACCCUGCAGGAGCUCUGCACUAUAACAGUCACAUCUUCUGACCACAGUGGAAAGAGCUCCCCAUCCUUCUCUGCUGCUCUCUGGGGAGUUGUGUGGACAUUCCUGACGGGAGGAGUCCUGCUAGCCCUCUUCUUUCUUGUCUUCACAAUUCGCUUCAGGAAGAACAGGAUCGUGAAGAUGUCCAGCCCCAAUCUGAACAUUGUGACCUUGCUGGGCAGUGGCUUGACUUACUCUAGCGCUUACCUCUUUGGGAUUCAGGAGCAGAGCCUGCUAUCCGGAGAGUCGGUGGAAAUGCUUAUUCAGGUACGGCUCUGCUUGCUGUGCGUCGGGAGCUCCCUGGUGUUUGGGCCUGUCCUGGCCAAAAGCUGGCGGCUCUACAAAGUGUUCACCCAGCGGGUACCGGACAAGCGGGUGAUUAUCAAAGACCUCCAGUUGCUGGCGAUGGUGGCAGCACUGGUGCUGGCAGACACAGUGUUGCUCUUGACGUGGAUAUUCUCUGAUCCGGUCCAGUGUUUCCGAAGCCUCAGCGUCUCACUGCGGGUGACAGAGAAGGGCAUGACCUGUUCAGUGAACCGGAUGCAGUCCUGCGCCUCUCUUUACUCUGAUCUUUGGCUCAUUCUCAUUUUAGGGUUUAAGAGUAUCCUGUUGCUGUACGGGACGUACUUGGCUGGUCUGACCGACAACGUCAGCUGUCCACCGGUUAACCAGUCCUUGACGCUCAUCGUUGGGGUCAACCUCAUUUUCCUGGCUGCUGGGACUGUCUUCUUAGUUCACCGUUUCUUCCAUGCUUGGCACAACUUGCUGUUUGGUUUCACCUCUGGAGGCAUCUUUGUGUGUACAACGACAAUCAAUUGUUUCAUCUUUGUCCCACAGCUCCAGCAGUGGAAAGCCUUUGAAGAGGAAAACCAAACUGUGAGCCACAUGGCCAAAUAUUUCACCAGCCCCAGCAUGUCUGUACUCUCCACCCAUGCCAGGCUUGACAUAAAAUUUAUUUAUUUGAUGCAGAAAAACGCCGUGAUCGAAAGCCUCCAGGAGCAGGUGAACAACGCCAAAGAGAAGCUGAUGAGGCUGAUGGCCGCAGAGUAUGGCUGCGGUCCCUUGGCCGGGGCAGCUCCGUGUGCUGCCUUCCCCUCCUGGUCCCAGAGUGCAGGGGAGCGUGGUGAGUGGUGCAGCAGUGCCGCGGCAGGCAACGGGGUGCCUCUGGAGCACUGCCCCCCUGAGCAGAACGGGUGGCAAUCUCCCAGCUUACUGAAUGCACAAUGCAACUCAGUGCCUUGUAGCAAACUCGAGUGCAGUGGUGACAUGGAGGACCUCCAGAAACACAUGAGCCACGAGCACGCGCCGCCUGAGGAACUGGCUUGUUCUCAGAUGCUGCUUUUUGAUGUAGGGAAGGACAUCCUUGAGUACAACCCCAAAGGUGCUCAGGAGCGAAAGAUGUCCCCGAGGACCGGGCAUCCUUUGCAGCAGCUGCCAGGCCAGGAGCUCUCAGCUGCUGGCAGGGGAGCAGAGCCCCAGGGAAGUGGUGGGGUGACCAGAGCGCAGUCCUCCAGGGUCAACUAUGUGAGCAGUGAAAAGCUGCAGGAAAUCUUGCAAGAGCUGAGCCUGGAUGGCAAAAUCAACAGCCCGGUGUCACCUCAGGCACCCCUGCGAGGCAGCCAGGGCCCUCCAUGCGAGAGGAAUGGGGCACGGAGAGCCCAGGGAAACUACCUGGACAGGUGCACUCCCCUCAGCCCUGACCUGACGAGGCGAGGAAGGAGGAUCCCUCUGCCUCUCCCUUCUGCUGUCUUCCCUGGGUCCAUGUCUCCUCAUGCUUGGUGUGUUGUGAACAAGGCAGUCAGCAGGAUGCGUGGUGGACUAAGCGCUUGGAGCCAUGAGGAGUCAACGAGUGUCUCUCUGGAGGAAGGAGGUGAUACUGGUGGCAGAAGGCUCCUUUACCAGCUGGUGCCCUCUGCUUCACCUGUUAGCACUGAGCUUUGCCUCCAGCCAGAGGAACGGCAGGACUGGCCUGAACCCCAAAUCCAGGAGGCGAGUGGCGCAGUUUCAGCAGUAUGUCCAGGUGCUGGCCAAGAGCAGGCCUGUGAGGCCUUCCUGCAUCUCCUCCCACCAGAGUGGGAUGCUCCGAGAGAGCCAGCACAGCCUUUCCCGCGCUCACCAUGCUAUUACCCAGACUCUGACUCCAGCAGCAGCUCCGAGGACAUGUUUCACUGCUGCCACCGGCCCUACUGCGAGCUCUGCUUCCAGGGCCCACUCGACUCCCUUGACAGCAGCAGCACGGACACGGACACAGAACCAGGCGGAUUUGCAGGCGACUGGGCAGAGCAUUGCGGCAGGUCUCAGCCCAUAGUGAAUUUCAAAGAAGAUCUGAAACCCACAUUUGUGUGACUGUAACCACCCUACCCCAAAGGCAAGUGCCACCCUCCCCUCCCAAAACGCUGUGUUUUAAGCAUUAAAGAAGAAAUGCAUCCCUUUGAGGGAAGUGUGUUGCGCUGGGAUCUAGGUGUAGGAAAGCAAUCUUGCGCCUCUCUAGGCUGCUGUUUGAGACCCAGCCUUGGUCAGCAGUGACUGCAGAUUGUGUUUGUCCGAUAACAGGUUAGUAGCAGUCUGAGAACAUUGCUGGUGGUUUUGUCCCGGUCACUCCAAACAGCUGCCUGCAUCCCACAGACACCCAGCUGUUCCCAGUCCUGGCUUCAGCUGCCCCAGGCAGGAGACUGAGCAGACCCCAGGCAGGAGACUGAGCAGACCAUAGAGCUGGACUUCCUCUCCAUCUCGGAGGGGACCCUGUGGGUGGUGAGUGAUUCGCACCCAUGGGGAGCAGCACUGCAGCUUGGAAACUUGCAUGGCUUGUUUUCUUGCUGC